Messenger RNA from Colletotrichum graminicola M1.001, 1224 nucleotides. Its product is annotated as lipase. Gene Ontology annotation, molecular function: triacylglycerol lipase activity. NCBI's taxonomy places the organism in Eukaryota, Fungi, Ascomycota, Sordariomycetes, Glomerellales, Glomerellaceae. Bases 1 to 1224 code for a protein of 407 amino acids. The record is from RefSeq and is a predicted model, not a curated record. The transcript has a single exon. Gene Ontology annotation, biological process: lipid metabolic process.
AUGGCAUUCAAUUCUUCUCCUUUGACUCAGCUUCACCGUGACCUCGCACACGCCAAUCUUGAGAGGCUGUCUCUACACGAGCUUCCAGAGGCACCUGUACAGGACCCCGACUUCAUCUCCAUCCCAGAGAAGUGCGACGUUGCGUUCAACCUCUUGAAGAAAUGGAGUGUUCAGAACAAAGCCAGCAUCGAAGCGUCCAUUGCUUCCCAGGCAUUUGGUGGGAAAGCCGCCAUCUCCUGGUCUCGGGCUUUCCUCCCUUUCAUGGAGAGCAUGGCCAUGUACCUACGGGACUAUAGCAAGCUCCGAAAAGCCUGGAAAACCUACUGCGACUUGAAGGCCAAGGGGCCUUUGAGGAAUGCCGACCUCGAAACGUGUAUAGUCCAGUACCAUGCUGCCUACAGCCCCAUCCGGGAACUCGCACAGUCGUGGGGCAUGGACUUCGUCGUCCUCUGCGACCUGAUACACUCCCCUCCCCACGGGCACGUUGCUUGGGACGGCCCCUACUGCGGCGCCUUCUUCUCGACCGACACCCAGAAGGCCAAGCCUUUUGUUGGCGUGGCGUUCAAGGGCACCAAUCCCCUGAGCCUGCGCGAUAUCGACGUGGACUACAACUAUCAGCUGACGGAUUCUGGGAGAUACCUCGGCGGCACGCGCGUGUCUCUCGGCGUCUUCACUGCUCUUUUCGACAAGUUCGAGAGCAUCGAGGACACCGCCUACGACUUUAUCACGACGGCGCUCGGGAAUUGUGUGAUGAAAAUGUCCAAAGCGCCCGACAGCGUCGUCAGGGCUCACGUCACGGGCCACUCACUCGGGGGCUCGUACUCGUCCUUCUUUUACGCCCAGCAACUGCAAGAUGAUGGGGUUCCUGAUGUGCGUAUGGCGACGGGAGACGAAUACACGUUCGGUGCUCCGCGGGUCGGAGGCCAGCCGUGGGCAGUCCACAACGACAGCGUUGUCUCCGAGUCUGAGGGGCAGUCCUGGAGGAUCGUGAACAGCCAGGACCUGGUGCCGCAGGUUCCCCCAACGAGCUUGAGACCAACAGAGCUGGAGUUCUGCCAUAUCGACAAAGGCGUCAAGAUAUUUGGAAACCAGCUCCCGGAGCCCAUCAAAAGCGAGAUCGGGGGGCCACCACCGCCGGUUAUCAACUUCGAGAACCCUUGUGCGCUCGUUCGGGCCGUCUAUGAUUCAACAUACCACCGUAAGUCUCCAUGCAAGUGUCUUUGA